AACGUGGCCCCACCCUCUAAUACUUGAUUUCACAACUGGUCAUCGAAUCUGCUGCGGGAGGAAAGAUAGUCAUGAAUUUGACUCUCAAUUUGCUAGUAAGCCGGAGACUGUAUGCCCCAGCACUAGAGAAAUACCACAUGAAGUUCAAUGCAUGAAGGAAUUACUGCUGGCACUAUAACGCAGAGUUUGGUGCUUUCUUUCACCACGCCACGGCACUACAAGGUAAAAUUGUAAACAUGUUACCGGAACCUGAGGCUUCGUCUAUGUCUUAUGCCCUCGGAAAGAGCGAGCAUCAUGUUGCUAAGGUUGCAACUAAAAAGCCGACCCAACUAUCAAGAAGACUGAUAAACUAUGGAACGACCAUUCUGUUUGGUUUGACAGGAUUAGCAGCUUUCGCAUUUAUUACCGUUUUUCUUUUGAAUGAUAGAUCUUUACCAUCGCCAGCAAUAAACACAUGCGGUGAUCCCCUCAUCAGAAGAGAAUGGAGAAGUCUGAAGAAACAUGAGCGGUCUGAGUACUUAUCGGCAGUGAACUGUCUAUAUAACACUAACUCUGAGCUGAUCGGCGCUGGCUCGAUCAUUGAUGACUUUACCUGGGCUCAUAUACGGGCGGCAAAGACUGCUCACGGGUAUGCUGAGUUUUUGCCUUGGCACAGGAUGUUGCUUCAUCUAUAUGAACAAAAGCUACGCCAGCACUGCCAGUUUAAAGGCCAGUUACCAUACUGGGAUUGGACAUCAGACUGGCAGAAUUUAACCAAGUCGUCAAUAUGGGACGACGAACUGGGUUUUGGAGGGCAAAGUACCCAUUACACUCAGGGAAGCUGUGUCUCCGGGCCAUUUUCUCAUGUAGAGCUUCGAUAUGGAGGCAAUGGGACGAUAUCUCCCCACUGCUUGUCUAGAAUCUUUACAAACUAUGACUCUGGGGAGGUUGGGUCUAUGUCGGGAGAGUUGAUCAGACCAGAGAUCAUGGGCCGCUUGGCGCGAUCAAAAGACUAUGCACGAUUCCGCUGGCUGAUAGAAAGCGUGAUUCACAACAUCAUACACACAGAAGUGGUCGGCGAUCUUGAUACUGAGGUUGCUCCUAACGAUCCAAUUUUCUGGCUUCAUCAUGUUCAGCUAGACAGGCUAUGGUGGCAAUGGCAGCAAGAAACUCCGCAGCAGCGCUUACAUGAUUACAAACAACACGAGAGUGAAACCCAAAAACCGACGAGUCUUCAGGAUGUGCUACAUUACAGCGGAUUGGCAGAAGGAGCAACGGUGGGCGAGGUCAUGGGUACAGAAAACAAUAUACUGUGCUAUAGAUACAUGUGACACCUAAAA
Xylaria bambusicola is the source of this 1319-nucleotide messenger RNA. RefSeq lists its product as uncharacterized. NCBI's taxonomy places the organism in Eukaryota, Fungi, Ascomycota, Sordariomycetes, Xylariales, Xylariaceae. Bases 237 to 1310 code for a protein of 357 amino acids. The transcript is spliced from 5 exons. The record is from RefSeq and is a predicted model, not a curated record. Gene Ontology annotation, molecular function: oxidoreductase activity.